Vicia villosa (hairy vetch) is the source of this 1852-nucleotide messenger RNA. RefSeq lists its product as uncharacterized. Gene Ontology annotation, molecular function: calcium ion binding. The record is from RefSeq and is a predicted model, not a curated record. Gene Ontology annotation, cellular component: endoplasmic reticulum. Bases 59 to 952 code for a protein of 297 amino acids. NCBI's taxonomy places the organism in Eukaryota, Viridiplantae, Streptophyta, Magnoliopsida, Fabales, Fabaceae. The transcript is spliced from 6 exons.
AUUCAAUUCAACCUUCUCUACCUCUCUUCCAUUUGGUAGUGAGAAAAUAUCGAAUUCAAUGGCCAUAAAAUUCGUACUCUUUCUCACAAUCGGAGCAAUAGCUUUGCUCUUUCUCCUCUCCCACUCCUCCCAAAACAACCAGCCCCACCACUGCCUCGACCUCCAUUCCGACUGGGAUGGAGAUGACGACUUCAAUCUCACCAACAAUAUCCUGUGCGUCUUUCCAGAAAUCGACGUGGACCCUACUGAUGAGUACGUCUCCGUCAACGAACUUACUCAGUGGAAACUUCAUCAUCUCCAAACUAAGCAAUUCCAUAGCAGCAAGAAGGAGAUGAUCAUUUACGAUAAGAAUCACGACGGUUUUGUCUCUUUCACCGAGUUCCAGUACGGUCUUUCAACUCCACCACAAUAUGCAGGUGGUGAUUCUUUUGGUUAUGAUAUGAGACUGUUGGAAGAAGAGCAUUUUAAUGCAUCUGAUACAGAUGGAGACGGUCGUCUAAACUUACCUGAAUUCCACGAUUUUCUUCACCCGGCUGACAGCAACAACCCAAAGCUUCAACAAUGGUUGUGCAGGGAGGAAGUCUGGGAACGUGAUAUAGACCGAGAUGGGAAGGUCAGUUAUAUGGAAUUUGUCAAUGGUCUCUUUGUUACCAUAAGAUCCUAUGAUGAAGAAAGUUAUGGUUAUACACAUCAUUAUGACGAUUCCAAGAAUGCUUAUGCUGAGUUUAUGUUUUCUCAGCUUGACAAAGACCGUGACGGGUUUUUAUCGGCUAUUGAACUACUACCUAUAAUUGGAAAAGUCCACCCAUCUUGGCGUUAUUAUGCAAGGAAACAGGCAGAGUACUUUGUUUCACAGGCACAAGUUGGAAAAUAUGGGCACCUUAAUUUGAAUGAGAUGAUUGAGAAUGCAGAUAUAUUACAUGCUGCCAUUUUCCGCGAUGAGUUCUUUUAAGUAAGGACAGUUCUAUCCUAACCUACAUUCAAUGAAAAUUUUCGUUACAGUUUGGUGAAGAAGAAAGGGUUUGAAUCAUGGUGAUCUCAACAAGUGUGGCUUCGUGAGUUGGCGGAUUACUAUUGGAAAGUAGUGGGUAAUCGUAGGAAGAAGAUAUUGAGUUGAAUAGCAGAAGCUCCUUGUGUCAGCAAGGAAGAUAAUCGGGAGUCAUACCAAUAAUGGAUCUUCAAUAGGUGUUGCUGGUAAGCGAAGAAUGCUCAUGAAAUCAAAAGAGGAGUUGGUGCUGUGCUAAACUCAUGUUGGGCAAUGAUUAUGAGCAGGUGCAGGUAAUAGGAUUACAAGUCAGCAGCAAGUGAAGUUUUGUUUUAUUGUUAAGUAGACAUCAACUCAGAAACUAGUAGAUCUUGAGCAUUUGUUGUUUUUGUUAUGCUUACUUUUUUUGUCCUUGAUUUAGUGAAUUGUUUGUUUUUAAACUCUUUGUAAUAUCUUUUUGCUCUUUUCUUAGCAUGACUUGUGCUUGGACUAGAGUUUACUAAUGUAUUUCUUUGCAUCUUCAAAACCAUUGGGACUACUAGUACCACUGUUUUCCUUUGCGCUUAUUUGUCAAAGGUGCUAAAAGUUACUUUUUGAUAAAGAGGAUAUCUUAUAAUCUAUCUAUUUAUUUUUGUUCAGUAUAGUUUUGAUAUUUUGUUUUUUACUUUUAAAAUCAAAGUUUGUUUGGUUAAAAUUAGGGUUUUAUACUCCAACUAUUAUUUAGAUUAAUAUUGAUCACUCUUUUGAUCACUAAAGAUCACUAUACAACCCCACUCAUUACUGUUACUAUCGAUCACCAAAAUGAUCACCAUUGCCACCACUUUAUCUAACUAUAAUCACGUAUCUGAUCACAAUUGAUUAUUAUUA